GAGCUGUUGGUCCUCGCCAGUCGUGCCAUAAAGAUCGAUUUCGACGGGGAAAUAAACAAGGAGAGAAAGGAAACACCUGUUCGUGUCCGCACGAGUAUUGUCAUCGGUGCGGCAGGCACUUUUUCGAAAUUCAGGUAGGAUGCAAAGAUUUCUUUCGAUAAGAUUCACUCGCUUGCUUUAUGGACUGCGAGAUAAAGCAUUUUAUUGAUGGGACGAUAUCUCGCGAUCAUUGCUUUUCAAUUUAUUUAUUAAUUGAUCUCUCUUGCAUAAGAACGCGUAAGAGCAAUUUAUUUUUAUAAUUUGCUUAAUAAUUCGAUACACACUCGUUUAUACGUUAUCCAAUGUUGAUAUCGACACAUUUGACUCUAUCCAUAAAAAAAUAGGAUUCGAGUGAGAUACGGCCUUUCAGUCACGCUUAAGAUAUUAAGCUACUGCUUGCGAUACUUGCAUAGGUAUGUACAUUAACAAUACGAAACAAUAAGCACUCGACAGUCGUGUGUACAGGUUAUAAGAAGCCUAACUGAUCCGUAGCGUUUGAUACGCACGUAUAACCAACAAAAUAAGCUUUUAUCUCGUUUCUUUCGAAAGUAUAAUAGUAGUAUUUCCCUAUUAGGUUCAGCGAGAGUAAAUGACAGCUUAAAAUUACUCGUGCAAAUUUCACUUUGUUAUUACGUUUUUUUGUACGCUGUUUUCGACGACUUCCCUGCGUUCUCUCCAAUCUCCAAUAAACAAUGAUAAAUAGGCAAAAAACGGGAAUUUCAAAAGAUUAAUAAUAAAUCCAAUCGAUAAUUCAUUUGGCUGAUGCUAAAGUGCAAUUUUGGCUAAAUUAACGCAAUUUCGUUGAUCAAUUGUGAACGAAAAUUAACUAGUCGAUUAUCAUACGUAGGUAGCCGCGUAUAUAUAAGUACAUAUUAUGUACAUGUGAUCAUUUACACCUUUCGUACUCUCCACAGUCUCCCCCACCCCUCGCGACGAGUCUGAUAUUUUAUCCUAAUCCCCUCUAUACUCAGUCUCUCCAUAACAACGGAAGUAAGCGAGUAAACAGGGUUGUUAUCACAUUACCUGUGCGUACGCCGUUACGAGAAAUAGAAAAAUUAUCGCUCGAGUGAAAAUUCGAUAAAAAUAGGCGCUCGAACGACGUGUGACUUCGAAUUUACAAGUUUAUCGACAGCGAGAGAAAGAGAGCGAAGAAAUGGUGCAAAACUUUAUCGAGCCGUUUAACGUGGACGUGAUUAAAGUGACAAUCAAAGAUAAACCGGGACUGCCGAGACAAACAAGCGAGGAAAGCUUGAGGACGAUUUUCCAAGCGCUGAGGCAACACGCGCAACAAGAGGGCCGAAUACGAGAGUUAAGACUUGCCAUUGAAAAGAAAACGUCGUCGAGAACGCUCAAACGAUACUUCGAUGUUUGGUACAAUCGCGCGAUGACGAUGCGAAAAAUUGCCGAUUCCAGGCUGGACGUUAAGACGUUGAACGAGAGAAAGAUAGAGCUACUGGUAAGCGCGAUUGCCGAGAAGCAGAAGGAAAUAAUUGCCAUCAACGAGAAGCGGGACAAUCCUCUGAAAAGAUCCUCGAAAUCGAAAAGUGCUCCGCCUGCUGUGAUAAAUAAGAAAACGCAAGUCAAAGGCGUCAGAGCGAAGUCGAACGAUGUGCCUACUAAUAAAGCCUGCGUUCAGAAUAGACUCCAAGUUCAGAAGGUCAUUAUCGAAGAACAAAGGGCCAAGCUGGCCGAGCAGAGCAAGCGCAUUCAGGACAUGAAAUUGAAGGAGAUCGACAAGGAGACCAAAGAAACGAGUAAGCAGACCAUCAGUGUCGCUAAAAAGGCUUUGACUCAGUGCGAUCAGCGAACUAGGCGGAGCAUCAUUCAUCUGAUGAGAGAAGAGGGUUGCAGGGACGAAACUUUGACCGAGAUUCCACGAAUCCCGAGUCCACCGAGGUUUCUAAUGAGGAUGGAGGCACGUGCCGAAGCCAGAAAGCAGCGAUUGAAACAAGCCGAAGAGAUUCGGCAGCGCAAGAGAGAAGAGGAGAAAAAGAAGGAGGAGAUGAAUCGGCGAAAAGCCGAAGAGGAGGAACGUCUGCAACAGAUUCAAGCGAUGAAGAAUAUCAAAAAAAUUCGCAAAGAGCAAGAGGAGAGACGUCUGAAAGAAAUCCAGAAGAACCAGCACAUGGAAUAUCUUGCAGAUAGGUGCUAUAGGAGAUAUUUAUUCCGCCGAUACGUCUUGGAGCCGCUGAAUAAACUCGUGGAGGAGAGGUACAAGCGUUUGCAGAGAGCCGACCAACACUACGUGGAAACGAUAUUGACGAAAACGUUUCUCGCCUGGAAAGAGGAGUGGAUGGAGCAACAAAAGGCCAAACUGGAAUUGGCCAACAAAAUGCAUCGCCACAAUCUUCUGUGGUACGCCUUCGACGAUUGGAAGACUUUCGCUUUGAGUAUAAAGCUCAAGUAUCAAGUUGCCACGGAUUUUUCCGACAUGAAGAUACAAGCGAAGUACGUAAAAGUUUGGCAAGCGCUUUGUGCCGAGCUUAGAAAGAAAAUGAAGGAAAAAGAAGCGGUAGCUAUCAAACGUCACGAAGAUCGUUUGAAAUUAAUUUAUUUCACGAUGUGGAAGCAGUACACGUCGAUGUCGGAAGACAUAAAGGAGAGAGAGCAACGAAGAGACGAGUGGAGAGAUUUGAUAAAAAAAUUCAUACCCGACUCGCCGAGCCCGAAAAGGUCCUUGGACAUUGCGAGCUGAGGUGUUUCAAAUGCAAACAUCCAAAGUAUUUUUAAAACAUAGUUAAUUGUUUAUUAAAUAGUAUUAUUUAGAAUAUCGAUGUACGUGUAUUUUUAUAAAUUUUACGCUACUAUUGUACAAGUAACAGUCAUUGACACCUUUCUUACACAACGCGUUAUUGGCUGAAUUCGCCAGUCAGUAAUCACCGUUUGACAAUGUAAAUAAUACUAUAACCUUUUAAUUAUCACAGUUACAUUUACGGUAAUAAAAUUGCAUGUAUUGCAAAAAAAAAAA
Nasonia vitripennis (jewel wasp) is the source of this 3007-nucleotide messenger RNA. Its product is annotated as trichohyalin. The record is from RefSeq and is a predicted model, not a curated record. Gene Ontology annotation, molecular function: phosphatase binding. The transcript is spliced from 3 exons. The coding region runs from base 1193 to 2734 and encodes 513 amino acids. NCBI's taxonomy places the organism in Eukaryota, Metazoa, Arthropoda, Insecta, Hymenoptera, Pteromalidae.